UCAGAAGAAGACAUGGAUGGUUGUACUGCAGUGGAGACCAAGGUACUGAUUGAUCCACAGCCCAUGGAUGACCUGAGGAUCGUGCUGUUUGGGAAGACCUGGGUUGGUAAAAGUACUCUAGGAAACAUCAUCAUGGGGAACACAGAGACUUUCACCUCAAAGGAUUCGUCCAAAGAUCGCACACAGAAAUCCCACAGCACUGUCGAAGGUCAAAAAGUGGUUGUUGUUGAUACUCCAGGUCUGUUUAAACCUGGAAAUCAUGAAGAUGAGCUGGUGAACGAGAUCAAGCGAUCCAUUGAUCUUGCCAGUCCUGGUCCUCAUGUGUUCCUGCUGGUGCUGAGGUUCGGUAUGAUCACCUCUGAAGAAUUAAAGGUACUGGAGGUUUUUGUGCGCACCUUUGGCAGACGUGCAUUGGCCUACACAACAGUGGUGUUCACCCAUAGAAAUGAAGAUGAAGAGUAUGAAGCUAACAUACAGGAGGCUAUGAUCGAGAGUAAGGAUUUUAGAGAACUCAUUGAGCAGUCCCAGUGGAGAUAUUUUGCUUUUAACAUUAAAGACAAAAGUCCUGCUCAGGUCACCGAGCUGCUGAAGAAGAUAACACCGAUGGGAAAAGAUUACUUCUACACUCCUGAGAUGCUCCAAGAGGCUGGAAAACUGGAAGAGCAGGACGAAAAACCAAAAACAGCAGAAACAACAGGCAGGCGUGCGCUUCUGGAAAGGACUGGAUUGGUGGGAAUCAUUUUGGGAUCUGUGGGGGGAUAUGUACUUGGAGGUGGUGAGCUGACGUCUACAUCAGGAGCUUUACUGGGAGCUUUAGGGGGUUCGGUACUGUCGAUGGGAACAACAGCUUUAGCGAUGAAGGCCAAAAUGCUCACUGACAAAUGCUGCAAAAAGUGAGUUUUAGUCCUACUGGGGGAUUUUGAUUUAGUUAAGCUCUUCAAACUGAGUUAACCACAUCUAAUUUUCAUAUUUCAGGAAGGGUUUUUAAGACAGAGUCAGUGGUUUGCAGAGUAGUUUACAAUGAAAAGAGUACUAACUACCAUGGGUGCUUUUGUGUUGGUGGAGGGGAGGGCAACAUGAUUACUGGGUACUUUCAUUACUGGGAAACAAACCUAAAACAGAACAUCAUCUUCCAUUUGGAAGCAGGUUUCCGCCUGAUGAAAGUACCACUCACAGGAGACAAUGUCUCAUAAUAAUGACUCAUGUCAGGUGUGAAUAUAGUGCAGGAAGUGGACAGUCUGGAAACCUGACCAGAACCAGAUGUUUAGCUGUGUUGGAGCAUCUAAAAGAAAGUCUGUGAGGCGCUCAGCAGAGAGUGAUGAGGAGGAGAACGACCGCGGUGUUUGGAUCUGCUGCUGACGUCUCAGAGCUCGAUUGUACGAGUUUCCAAAAGGAGCUAAAUGACUGGAGGCUCUGAGCUCUACACUGUCACCGUGGGACUCCACCACCACUCCACUAGAUGGGAGCUUUUUGUACAUGAACACAUCAUCAUUGUACAUUAUUAUUUACAACUGAACAUUCACCAGGUCACCAGAGUUUAGGGUUCAGGUUUUGUAGGGGCCACAUGUUAAUAAAAAACUAGAUGUUAGAUUCAGAUGAUGUUUCUAAUAUUUUGGCUUUGCGAUUUUUCCUUUUGUGAGUCUGAAACAACUGAAACAGGAUAAAAACAGGUGAAGCCUAACUCUGGAUUUGCUGCAGUGACCUGUUGGAUGUUAAGUGAACUUUUAUCUUCAUUAACGUGUGACUGCUUUCAUAUCCAGUGGUGAUCUGUGAGAUAACACAGUAAUGUCUUUAAAUGUGUUUUUGUGUGUUGGACAGUGGGACAGAUCAGUAAUCUAUCAGUUUGAUCAGAUUAGAUCCUGCUGGCCGUCACAGACUCUGUUCUACAUUCAUACAGUUUGUUCUCAUUUUAAAGGAUUUUUGGGUUUCAGGGUUUUCUUGUGUUUAUUCUCCUGGAUAAACUCCAUGUUCUCACUUUAGGAGUUUCUACAGGACUGUUUCCUGAUACAAAUGUAAAUGUGUGCUUCAGCUUCAGUGCAGACGGUUUUCACAUGUUUGUGGAUGGAAAAACUUUGGUUUCUUAAACUUGUAUAUACACAUAAUCCAUUACCCAUACUCCAAUACACAUGUAAUCCAGUAUUCAUACUCUUGUAUCAGUCUAUCUUACAGCAUGUUUUGUAGUCCAGAGCAUGAGCACAUAUAAUCACAGUCACAUCUGUCCUGAUGUGAACCCACAGGCUCGUGCUGAGGAGUUUGGUAAACAGUUUAAAUGAUGUCUGACUUUUAUUGUUAUUGUGUGUUGUAUUAAGUACCAGCUCUGCUUUGGAUUUUGUGCCUGAACUUGUUGUACAGGAAGUGCUGACCUUGUGCCUUUGAGCAGCAAAUAUGUGAACGUGCAGACAGACAGUGGGACGUGUCUGCAGACGUCUCCCUGUGUUAGCAGAGGAAUAUGUCUGUGUCCGUCUCAUAGAUGGACUGAGAUCAGAGAUAUGGAGACAGGAAAUGUGGUUGCUAAGUGGUUGCUAUGGGCACUGAUGUGGUAUAAAACAGGCUGACAGAGAAAUCAGGGUCUGGUUAAUUCAGUGACUGCAGGCUGCUGUGUUCUCUCUGCUCAGGUCACACACCUUUCUGCUGAUAUGGAGGAGUAGUGGUGCUACUCUCAGUCCCUCCCAAACCCCCUCAUCCCUUCUCAGAUGGCCUUUCAGUCACUACUGUGUCUGUGACCAAAGGUGAACAUAGAUGAACAGCAAGCUCUCUGUUCAACAGACCAGCACAGCAUUGCUGCAGAUUAACUUGUUUGGUUGUGACGGGCAGCAGUCUUCCUCAUUUAGCUCCAGUUUGGUGUAAUAGCUAAAGUGUGACUGUGAGCUGCUGACAUGGCUCUGGGUUAGCGUGCAUGUCAGGUGAGUGAACGUCGUCUCAGCAGUUUUCAUAUUAACUGACAUGUUUUCACCCUGGUUUGGAUGGACAGAAAAUCCAAAACAUCUUUUUAUUAUCAUACAACAUAUAUAUCCAUGUGCUGAUCACAUGUGGUUUGAAUAUAGCCGUACACAGUCAGGGACAGUCUGGGACAUUAAACUAUGCUUUUGUGUGUGAACUUUAGCUCACAGCAAACACGACUGUGAGGCCUGGAAUCCACAUCUGUAUCAGUGAGGGUUAGAUUAAGCGAUCCACCAGAAUCAUCCACACACGUGUGUGUAA
This is a messenger RNA of Pelmatolapia mariae (spotted tilapia), 3201 nucleotides long. RefSeq names its product GTPase IMAP family member 4-like. The coding region runs from base 13 to 897 and encodes 294 amino acids. NCBI's taxonomy places the organism in Eukaryota, Metazoa, Chordata, Actinopteri, Cichliformes, Cichlidae. The record is from RefSeq and is a predicted model, not a curated record. Gene Ontology annotation, molecular function: GTP binding. The transcript is spliced from 2 exons.